Cucumis melo (muskmelon) is the source of this 2475-nucleotide messenger RNA. Its product is annotated as cellulose synthase-like protein G3. The transcript has 4 exons. Gene Ontology annotation, molecular function: mannan synthase activity; cellulose synthase (UDP-forming) activity. Gene Ontology annotation, cellular component: trans-Golgi network; plasma membrane. NCBI's taxonomy places the organism in Eukaryota, Viridiplantae, Streptophyta, Magnoliopsida, Cucurbitales, Cucurbitaceae. The record is from RefSeq and is a predicted model, not a curated record. The coding region runs from base 95 to 2344 and encodes 749 amino acids. Gene Ontology annotation, biological process: cellulose biosynthetic process; plant-type primary cell wall biogenesis.
UCAUCAGCAUCCAAUUCAGUCCACGCGUCGACCCUCAUAUUUAAGAAGUUCAUUAGUGUUCAUCUUCUACCAAUUAAGCAUCGACGACGGAACUAUGGGCGGCUCCACCACACCACCACCUCCACCCUCGCCACUUCACUCCUCUUACUCUUCUCAUUUCAUCACCGCUUUCAACCGUCUCUUUGCCGCUGUCUACGCCGCCGCAAUUUUAGCUCUCUUCUAUCACCACAUCCUUUCCAUUCUUCGAAAUUCCUCCAUUUCAUCUUCCUUAAUCUCACUUGCCCUACUCGUAGCCGAUUUCAUUUUGGCCUUUAUGUGGGUUGCGGGGCAAUCUUUUCGGAUGAUCCCCGUCCGCCGUCGAGAGUUUCCAGAGAAAUUGAAACGGCUAGCAGAGGAGGAUUUCGAUUUUCCGGCGGUUGAUGUGUUUAUUUGCACGACGGAUCCUGACAAGGAGCCGCCGAUGAGCGUGGUAAACUCGGUAUUAUCAGUGAUGGCUUACGACUAUCCAGUUGGGAAGAUCUCUGUCUAUAUCUCCGACGACGGCGGCUCUGCUUUGACUUUGUUUGCCUUGACGGCGGCGGCGAAGUUCGCUAGACAUUGGGUGCCGUUUUGCAAGAAAAACGACGUCGUGAAGAGGAAUCCCGAGGCGUUUUUUGCAUCUACUGAUAAUGAGUUUUGGAACUUUGAUACUGAGAAGAUUAAGGAAAUGUAUGAAAAAAUGAAAAAGAAGGUGGAAGAUGUUAUUGAGAAAGGAGAGGUAGGAGAUAAGUUCAUCGAUGGAGAAGAAGAUAGGUUAACUUUUAACAAAUGGACCAAAUCUUUUACUCCUCAAUCUCAUCCUACCAUCAUUAAGGUAGUGUUGGAGAGCAAAAAUGAUAAAGACAUGAUGGGUCAUUCACUACCAAAUCUCGUAUAUGUCUCAAGGGAAAAAAGUAAAGCAUUUCAUCAUCAUUUCAAGAGUGGUGCCCUCAAUGCUUUGCUUCGAGUAUCUGCAACAAUGACCAAUGCACCAAUAAUUCUCACUCUCGAUUGUGACAUGUACUCAAAUGAUCCACAAACUCUAUUUCGAGCUCUAUGUUAUGCAUUAGAUCCAGAACUCAAAAGUAAUUUGGGUUACAUUCAAUUUCCUCAAUGCUUCAAAGGAGUCAGCAUAAAUGACAUCUAUGCUUCUGAAAUGAAGCGAACAUUCGAAAUAAAUUCCAUUGGUAUGGAUGGGCUUUUGGGACCAGAUUACUUUGGAACAGGGACCUUUUUUACUCGACGGGCUUUCUUUGGAGGCCCAUUAUCUUUAGAAUCUUUUGAACUUAGUCCAGAUUAUGUUGUAUGCAACCCCAUUCGUUCUAAACAAACUUUGGAUUUAGCCCAUGAAGUUGCAGCCUGUGAUUAUGAGAAUAACACUAAGUGGGGCUCCAAGGUGGGCAUUCGAUACGGAUCAUUGGCGGAGGACUUCUAUACAAGCUAUUGCAUGCAUUGUGAAGGAUGGAGGAGCAUAUUAUGCAAUCCAAAUAGGGCUGCUUUUUAUGGCAAUGCACCCAUUAGCCUUCUCGACGCUUUGAGUCAACUUAAGAGAUGGGCGGUGGGAGCGCUCGAGGUUGGUUUCUCCAAGUCCUGCACAAUCACGUAUGGGAUGAAAUCCAUUGGCGUUCUUAUGGGCCUUUGUUAUGCUUACUAUUCAUUUUGGCCCCUUUGGUCCAUUCCAAUCAUUGUCUAUGCCUUUCUGCCACAGUCGGCUCUCAUCUAUGGCAUCUCAGUUUUCCCAAAGGGUGAUGAAUUAUUGGUAUUACUAUACACUUUUCUUUUCUUUGGAGCCUAUGGACAAGAUUUAGUUGAGUUUCUGAUGUCGGGAAGCACGUUUGGAAAGUGGUGGAAUGACCAAAGAAUGUGGAUGAUAAAAGGAGUAUCAUGUUCUUUGUGUGGAUUCAUUGAGUUCGCACUAAAAUCUUUGGGGAUUUCGUCGUAUGGGUUCGAAGUAACGAGCAAAGUAAUGGAAGAAGAACGAACCAAAAGAUACAAUGAGGAGAAGUUUGAGUUUGGGGUCUGGACACCGAUGUUUAUACCGAUGACAAUGGCAGCAAUACUUAAUUUUGGAUGUUUAGUAAUCGGAUUUAUGAGAAUUUUCAAAGAUGGUUGGAAUAAUUUGGAUGAGAUAUCGAUGUUUGGCCAAAUGUUCAUUGCUGGAUUUGUGACACUCAAUUGUUGGCCAAUUUAUGAAGCUAUGGUGUUUAGGAAUGAUGAAGGAAAAUUGCCUCUCAGCAUUACCUUUGCAUCAAUAUUUUUACUUCUAGGAUUGCUUUCCAUACCUUUUUUCAUUUCUACUUAUUCACCUUACCUUUUGCUAUUUUAAAUUUUCUUUUGGAAUAUUCAUGUGUUGUAGUGAUAUAUAAUGAGCAAUUAUGAUAGGAAUUAAUAAGAGACUUCUGGAACUGAGAGAAGCAGACUAAAGUUUAUUAUAAUAAAACCCUCACUUUGAUACCA